AUUAGUAAUAAUAAUUUAGUAUCAAAAUGCUUAGAUUGACUUUAUUUUUUCUAAUAUGUUUUACGUGUGGUAUUCAAGGUUACAUACUUCCCGUUGGUGAAUUUGACCUUUUCAAAACCGAUCCGCGAAUCGUGGGCGGUGAGGAUGCUCCAGAAAGUGGUAUACCUUAUCAGGCAUCUUUAAGAAGUAACUAUAAUUCACAUUUUUGCGGUGGCUCGAUCAUAAGCCAACGAUGGAUACUCACAGCCGCUCAUUGUACUAUCGGUAAAACCAAUCGUACAAUGAUAGUAGUAGUUGGUACAAACAGUCUACUCGCUGGCGGUGAUCGUUAUACCGUUGACAAGAUAAUUAUUCAUGAGCAGUAUAAUGGUAAUCUGAUAUACAACGACGUUAGUGUUGUUAAAGUAUUAAAUGACAUCGAAUUCGGAGACCGUGUGCAACCAAUACACCUUGCUGAUAAGGAUACGAGUGCUGGCUCUGAAUUACUGCUCAGUGGAUGGGGAAGAUUAUCCUAUCCAGGUGUGUUACCAGUUCAGCUGCAAAUGAUCAAUCUGGUAUCACUGAGCGUGGAGGAAUGUCAAAGAAUAUAUAAUAAUAUAAAUCCGGUGUACGACACACAGAUUUGUUCUUUAACAAAGAAAGGAGAAGGAGCCUGCCACGGUGAUUCCGGUGGUCCACUGGUAUCAGAAGGUGAAGUGGUGGGCAUCGUGUCCUGGGGUAUGCCGUGCGCCAGGGGAUACCCUGACGUCUAUACACGAGUCUACUCCUUUAAGGAUUGGAUCGCAGCGAAGAUAUCCGAAGACUCAUCCGACCAAAGCUCAUCAGACCAGGAACAGCUUAUAAUUGUUGAUAAUUAAAAAUAAUAUAAGCAUAAAGUGUAUUAACAAGGUAUUUUGACAAUUAUUUUCAAAGC
Molecule: messenger RNA, 913 nt
Organism: Papilio xuthus (Asian swallowtail)
Lineage: Eukaryota; Metazoa; Arthropoda; Insecta; Lepidoptera; Papilionidae
Product: chymotrypsin-2
Exons: 5
Coding region: 27-857 (276 amino acids)
Biological process (GO): proteolysis
Molecular function (GO): serine-type endopeptidase activity
Source: RefSeq, a predicted model, not a curated record